AUGUGUCCUUGUCUUCUCCACUGUUUCUUGUUGUUUCAUUGUUCAUCUCUCCUUGCUGGCCUCGUCUUGACCCCCUGCCCCAAAGGCUGCUGCUGUCCCUGUCCUGGUGCUCUGGUUCUGUGCGAGUCCCUGGGUCUAUAUACUCUACCUCGUUCCGUCCCCCUAAGCACCUCCAUCCUCUCUGUGGCCCGGAAUCGGCUCUGCAACGUCGAUAACGUGUUCCAGCCAUACUCAGGCCUACAAGAGUUGAGCCUCAGCCACAAUCAACUGGCUCGUUUCCCACGUGGGCUGCCUUCAAGUCUAGAGACGCUUCAGCUUCAAGAGAACCAGAUCACCUACAUCACCGCUGGGUCUCUGAGACAGCUGGGGAACCUCACACGCCUGGACCUGGACGACAACCGAAUACGGGCGAUUCAGCCAGGUGCACUAUUAAGACUGACCAGGCUGAAGAUGUUGACUCUCAAGGGGAACAGAUUGUCUCAUCUCCCAGCAAACUUACCUUCUUCACUAAUAUACCUUGAUGUGUCAGCAAAUUGCAUAUCUACACUAGAUCUACCUUCACUGAGUGCUUUGGUGAACCUGCAGGUGUUAAAGAUUAAUAGUAACUGUUUGCGUUCUAUACCUGAGCGGGCAUUUGAUGGACUGUCCCGUCUCCAGUCAGUGGAACUAGCCAAUAACCUAUGGGUUUGUGAAUGUGACAUACUGUACCUGUAUAGGUGGCUACUGAUGGACCGGUUACGGAUGGCUACAGUUCUAGUGUGUACGGCUCCUUUGCACUUGGCACAGAAGUUGCUUUUAACUCUAUCAGUCAUUGCCAUCUGUCCAAAACUAUUGAAGCCUAUUGAAAGAAUGCCAUCUGUAAAUACAACCACAGCAUCUGGGAAAGUGGUUGAAACCCAAGUAGCUCACACAACAAGUGCUUCUAUGCUGAAUAGAUCUGACACUGCAUGCAAAAUCAGUUCAUUAAGAUUUCAAGAAUCUUCAAAACUAUCAGAGAGUGCAAUAUCAUCUGCAGAGACUCUCACAAAACAGUCAUCUUUUCAUGGAAACCUAUCAAGGUCCUUCUUUGGAUCAGACCAGCCUACAUUAGAGAGACUGAGCUAUGAGGACUGCCUCUCUCUCAAUUUCUUGGCUAUUUUACCCCAGUCCACCCAAUUACCCUACAGUCCAGCCACAGAUGAAGAUCCUGGUUGUCUAGAGAAUUCAACAGGUCAGCAACCAGGAGCAUCAGCCAUUGUGGUGUCUGGCAAUUCUGUGACCCCUACCAAAGAGGUCGGACUGCAGCCUGAGCUUACUCCUCAGACAAUACUGCAGUCCAGUGACACAGCGCUCAUUGCAGUGUUGGCUGUGCUCUGUGUGUUUACAGGAUUCUUAAUGCUAACAGUGCUGUUGGUACUGAGGAACGUUUUCCUGCGAAACCUGAGAGUAGCACCAUUCCCACAGGUUCAGGGUGAAAAUAGCACACAUUGA
Myxocyprinus asiaticus (Chinese sucker) is the source of this 1470-nucleotide messenger RNA. Its product is annotated as leucine-rich repeat transmembrane protein FLRT3-like. Gene Ontology annotation, molecular function: protein binding. The record is from RefSeq and is a predicted model, not a curated record. The transcript has a single exon. Gene Ontology annotation, biological process: neuron projection regeneration. Lineage: Eukaryota; Metazoa; Chordata; Actinopteri; Cypriniformes; Catostomidae. Bases 1 to 1470 code for a protein of 489 amino acids.